GUGGGCCACCAGCAUUACCCCAACGGGUAAUUAUCCUCCGGCAAUGGCAAAGGAUAACAACAACAUCAACACGGAUGAUCUGACCGGUGCGACGCCAUCGUCAUCCGUGAAGACGGUCCCGUCACCGUCUUCCUCUUCAUCAGUCGUGGAAAAUGAACCCGGUUCUUCAAACACGGUCGACGCAGUGGUACAGUCCACUUCUCCCUCACCAGCCACUAGCACCCCACACGAAGCUCCACGAAGAGAGGAAAAUCCUUUUUCCUUUAAACAUUUUCUCAAAUGGGACGGCAACCACCAUCAGGCAAUGAAUGGUGGUGCCAGUUCCAGUGCCGGCGGCACAGGGACAAUCCCAUCCAGCAGUAUCAAUCACAGCCGUAGUGCAUCUAGUAUAAAUGGACAUGGUACGGAUGGCGGACCGGGUUGCGGUACGAAUGGAACGAAUGGGGCAGCAAGCGGAUCAACGGGACUGGCACCAACGGGAAGUAAUCUAGUGACGGUAACGACCGCCAGCACCAGUACCGGUUCACCGUCGAAAUCGGCCACAACGAGUUCGCUUAAUGUGGUGAGCUCAACAACGGGCGCACGGCCAAAAAUUCCCCAAUUCCAAUCGGUCAACACACUCAGCAGUGAGUCGAAGAUGAAGCGUUCGCCACGCUUUCCUUCGUUCGAUUCCCAGUCCAGUUUGUCGGAUUUUGCGGACGAUCGGUUCGGUUCGAUCUACCAGAGCCGUAGCAAUGGUUCCUUUAGUUCGGAUUAUCCGCCCGCUGCUGGUGGUAGCAGUGGAACCGGUGGUUUGCAGGAAGACACAGCAAACGGAAUAGAUCAGCUGGGUGAGCAGAUGGAACUGCUUCGAGGGUAUGUCCAGCGUUCCUACUCGAAUUACGAUCUCGACAGUCCUGGUUCAUCGGCAAUUGGACCGGAUCGACGGAAUCCGGAUCAGGAAUCGCACAACGAUGCCCCCGAACGACGAGGUCUUGUAGGAGCGGCCGAAUUUUCCGCUGCCCUGCCCGACUUUGUCCAGGAUCACCUCGUGAUGGAGCAGUGGUACAAUACGCUGCCAAAGGGUGGUGUCGGAAGCGGAGGUUCGUCAGCCGGAUCGGCUGAAUUCGACGAUGUGCUGGAUCUGACCGGUGUUGCCAAUGUGUCAAGUGGAGCCCCACUUUCUUCCUGUAAUGAUAUUCCGUUCGAUUUGACGGCAACCAGCACCACUAGCAGUAGAGGCAUGGGUCGAGAUCCGAAUGUGACCGGUGCGGGACACCGGCAUUCACUUGGCGUACGGCUUGAUCUUCCUCCACGUUGCGGCGGUGGCGCAAACCCAACCGGGCCGGAACUUGAGUUUGAUCUUCCACCACGAUCUCCAACUUCUUCGUCCUCAGAAUUGCCACCGGAUCUUACGGAAGGAAAUGCAGGUGGUGUGGGAGAGCCGGGUGGGUCUGGUGGGGUAGGUCAGGGAGGAAGGACACGCUCGUACUACUAUUCCGUCUCUCCUCCACCGGGAUCGGUUUCCAGUGGGACUGAUAAAAUCCAUCGUUUACCGGACUUCCUGUCCGAUGGGCCAAUUCACUCGUCUGGCCGGUUAGCGGACGUUACGCACGAUACACCGCACGCUUCGGAAACAGCAGCAGCGGCCGCAUCAGACCGACGGCAGCGGUUACAGCAGCGACAACGUGAAGCUCAGUACCAGAACCGGCUCGGUGCCGAGCUGAUGGAGAACGAACGGUUAAGGCGUGAGCUGGAAGCUAGUCGACGAACGGUUAGCGAGCAAUCGCGCCGUAUUCGGGAGCUAGAGCGAGAUCUGGAAACGAUGGUAACGCUUGCCCGGCCGGGUGGAUCGAUCCCGCGUGACGGUGGCAGCGGGACCACGCAAUCGAACGCGAGCAGCUUCCUGCAGGCGAAAACGCGUGCAGCCACAGCCGAGGCAGAGAUGAAACAGUUGCGACAGAAGAUGAGUAGUCUUGUGGUCGAAAUGGAAGCACUGCAGAGGGAAAACGAAACGCUUAAGGAGGAAGCAUGCGGUGGUGGCGCCAUCGGGGGUAGCACGGGUGCGGGCGCCAGUGCUAGGGUGCGCCAGGACGAUGGUGACCGCAGUAACCGACCGAAACGGGAACGGUCAUCCGCGUUCUUGCGCACACAAACGAUCGCUCUACGGCAGGCGGCUUCAACGGCGGAAAGCAAUCUGAGGCAAUUGCUAAGUGGAGUUGAAAAUCUUCGAACGAUGGCAAAUCAGAUUGAAGCGUUCAGAAUCACACAGGACGACGCAAAACCGGAGCCAGACUCGAUUCCUCUCGAAGACUUUUUGCAUGACGUCGGCAUCAACAGUGAUGAUGAUGAGGAUGAUGACGAUGACGAUGAACCGUUUGGUCCAGCGCUGUAAAUA
This is a messenger RNA of Anopheles maculipalpis, 2377 nucleotides long. RefSeq lists its product as uncharacterized. Gene Ontology annotation, biological process: positive regulation of protein localization to cilium; regulation of cytokinesis; positive regulation of cilium assembly. Lineage: Eukaryota; Metazoa; Arthropoda; Insecta; Diptera; Culicidae. The transcript is spliced from 3 exons. The record is from RefSeq and is a predicted model, not a curated record. Bases 44 to 2374 code for a protein of 776 amino acids. Gene Ontology annotation, cellular component: midbody; ciliary basal body; centrosome.